Phlebotomus papatasi is the source of this 1528-nucleotide messenger RNA. It is a transcript of the gene Mpi, whose product is annotated as mannose-6-phosphate isomerase. Gene Ontology annotation, biological process: GDP-mannose biosynthetic process; carbohydrate metabolic process. The record is from RefSeq and is a predicted model, not a curated record. Gene Ontology annotation, molecular function: zinc ion binding; mannose-6-phosphate isomerase activity. Gene Ontology annotation, cellular component: cytosol. The transcript has a single exon. NCBI's taxonomy places the organism in Eukaryota, Metazoa, Arthropoda, Insecta, Diptera, Psychodidae. The coding region runs from base 275 to 1501 and encodes 408 amino acids.
GUAAUUGCAGUACUAUAAUCAAUAUUUGCUAAAUUAAAAUAUCUAACUAAAUUUAUUGGGUUUAUUUUUAUUAGUAAAUGCUUUAUAAAUAAUAAAAUAUGUUCAAUUUUUUUCAACCAAAUGUCGAUAGAAAUAUUUUGAAGGAUUUGAAAUAUUGUGCAGUUUUAUGUAGAAAUUAAAUUUUGUUGAGCAUUUCACGAAGUUUCUUACUUUAACCUUUAUUAUCACCCAGUUUAACUGUUUGUAGAGUGACGUGGUAUAAUCCGGGAGUAUAAUGCUGAAGCUACUUGGGACUGUAAAAAAUUACCAUUGGGGCAAAAAAGGCCCUGAUUCCUUGGUCUAUCAACUGGCAGUGCUGAACUCUCUCCCAGACCAGAAACUAGACGAAAAAUGUGCAUACGCAGAACUCUGGAUGGGAAAUCAUGUUGUGGAUCCAUCCCUUGUCAAGGACACCCGUCAGACAUUAGGAGAAUAUCUCUCCAGUCAGCCUAAGGAAGUCAUCGGAGACACUAAGGAUUUACAAUUCUUGCUCAAAGUGUUGAGUAUUGAAACAGCUCUGAGUAUUCAAGUUCAUCCUAACAAGAAGGAGGCUGAAGAGCUCCACAAUUUCUUUCCAGAAGUAUACAAGGAUGACAAUCAUAAGCCUGAAAUGGCAAUAGCAUUGUCUCCAUUCCUGGCACUCUGUGGAUUCCGUCCCAUUGAAGAGAUUUUUGGAUUUGUAAAGCGAUUUUCAUCUCUUUCUGACCUCCUUGGUCAUGAAAAUAUCUACAAACUUGAAGGAGAUAUUGGUAAAACUGGCCAGUCUGAAGGCCUUAAAGCCUGCUUCGAGACAUUAAUGGAAUCCUCAGCAGCAGAUAUUAAUAAAUGCCUGGAAGAAGCUAAAAAGCAGUUAGAAGCAUCCUUGAAUUCAGAUGAUGUCCUACUGAAAACAUUCCAUACGCUUCUAAGGGACUUUCCCGGAGAUGUGGGAGUGCUCUGUGUCUUUUUCUUUCACAUUGUUGAACUCAAACCUGGAGAAGCGAUGUUCAUCUCAGCAAAUGAGCCUCACGCCUAUAUUUCUGGAGAUUGCAUUGAAUGUAUGGCAUGUUCAGACAAUACAAUUCGUGCAGGACUCACUCCGAAGCCUAAGGACAUUCCAACUCUCAUCCGGAUGCUAAAUUAUCAACCACAGUCACUCGAUUCUAAAAUUUUCCCGCCGAAGAAACUCAAUGGAAAUGAAUAUGUGGAUUAUUUUGCACCUCCUGUACCAGAUUUUGCAGUGAUUAGAUAUAGAAUUCCAGCUGGUGUGUCCUCGCACACAGUGAAGCUCAAGAAUCAAGCUUCUGUGCUCCUGAUUCUCUCAGGAGUGGCCAAAUUGCAACUUCCCGGAGAUGUAGGAGUACCUGUGACCCGAGGAUCUGUGGUUUUUGUACCAGGCAAUUCGGGGGGAACAUUAACAAUUGUAAUGGAAGAUAAAAAUGUACCUUUUGAGGCUUAUCAAGCUAUAUACAAUGUUUUUUAAUCUGAAAAUAAAUACUUUUGAAUAUUA